AUGGAGCUUAGGGGUCUUUUUAAUGGCGUUCUUAUAAAACCAAACCAAGUUGGAACAGUGAGCGAAGCAAUAAAGGCUAUUCAAGUAGCCAGAAGUCUAAAUAUGAAAACAAUGGUAUCACAUAGAUCAGCCGAGACAGAAGACACCUUCAUCGCACAUCUAGCAGUUGGAAUGGGCAGUGAUUAUGUGAAGGCAGGCGCUCCAUGCAGAGGCGAAAGAAUUAGCAAAUACAACGAAUUUCUAAGGAUUGAGGAAGAAAUUAACCGGAGCAGUAUCCAAAACAACCACUAA
Vittaforma corneae ATCC 50505 is the source of this 291-nucleotide messenger RNA. RefSeq lists its product as uncharacterized. The transcript has a single exon. Gene Ontology annotation, cellular component: phosphopyruvate hydratase complex. NCBI's taxonomy places the organism in Eukaryota, Fungi, Microsporidia, Nosematidae. Gene Ontology annotation, biological process: glycolytic process. Gene Ontology annotation, molecular function: magnesium ion binding; phosphopyruvate hydratase activity. The coding region runs from base 1 to 291 and encodes 96 amino acids. The record is from RefSeq and is a predicted model, not a curated record.